Molecule: messenger RNA, 1497 nt
Organism: Kazachstania africana CBS 2517
Lineage: Eukaryota; Fungi; Ascomycota; Saccharomycetes; Saccharomycetales; Saccharomycetaceae
Gene: KAR5
Product: Kar5p
Exons: 1
Coding region: 1-1497 (498 amino acids)
Biological process (GO): nuclear membrane fusion involved in karyogamy; karyogamy involved in conjugation with cellular fusion
Cellular component (GO): endoplasmic reticulum membrane
Source: RefSeq, a predicted model, not a curated record
AUGAAUUUUAUCCCCAUUAUCGUUAUUUUUUGCAACGCAGUUGCAACUGCUGGUUUCGACAUUUUAGAGUACCAAAAAGAUAAGAUAAAUACUCCGGCGUCAGUCCAUGAUGAUAGCUUUCAACUACAAUAUAUUGAAUCUAAAUUCCCUUUUCUUCAGCAAACAUGUGUGAAAGAUGCUCUUUCAAAUUUUCUGCACACAUGUCAAAUGGAAGGCGUUGAGUCCAUUGGCUCUAAAGAGAGAGUGGAAACUUCCAUAAAGCUGUCAAUUUGUCAAUUCGAGGCCUCUGGCCUAAUAGACCUGGUUCCAGCAAUUUGUUUGGAGAAUAAGGACGACAGCGAACUUUUAAUCGACUGUAUGUUCCAGAUGAAUAAAUUGAAAGCAGAAUGGUGGACUACAUAUAACGGUUACUAUCAGUCGCUAAGUUCAAUUUGCUCUGACUAUAGCCUUCCUUUCCAUAAACAACAAAUACUAGAGACUUAUAUGAAUGUAACAGAAUGGUUCAUUAAUAUAAAUGAUGUCUGGGACGACAAAUUCAAUGAUAUAAUAUUUGAUGUUGAAAGGAAGACCGAAACACAUAUAACUGAAGUGUUAAAUAUGUUGGAAAGAUGUGACCAAAUAGCACAAACCCAGGAAAGUUCAAUAUUGGACAUGUUCAGUCAUUUCCAAAAAGAUUUAGAGCUUAUAUUGAGUAACAGUAAACAACAAGUAGAAGUACAACUAGUUAAGAAGGAUGAACAGAUCGUGAGUGGAAUAAACGACAUAGCAAUACACGUAGAAAAUCUGACAAAUGAACUAGAAAGUCAAGAUAUUAUCCAACAGAUCAUGGAAUUUAAAAACAAUAAUCUAAAAAGUUUCCAAGAUAUUGCAGAAGCUUCUAAUGAACUAGUGAUAAAAGAGCGUGCAAGUUUUGAACAUAUGAAAACGUACCAGGAACAAAUUAAGUCAAGUAUGGAUGAGUUUAUUGGUGGACUUCUGGUCACACAAAAUGACAGUCUCCAAAAUUUUGAUCUGAUUUUACAAGAUUCAAUAAGUAAUGACUUAUUACCUCAACUACAUAUGUUCACAAAAGAAUUAACCAACGAGUGGUUAUCCCGCUUUAGUGAAGAAAUGGCUGUGAUAAAUGAUGGCAUUUUUGAAAGUUUUGAAGUAAUAUCUAGUAAAUUGAAUUCAACUUUGGAUAAGAUAGAUAUUCUAGAAACCAAAUUAUCUAAAAUUUAUGAAUUUUUCAACAUUAUUAACGCUAUUAUCAGCAAAUUCGCCCAUGGCUGCGUUGUCUUGAAAGAUAAUGUACUAGCCUUAGUGACGAGUCACAAGAAAUGGGUCAUUUUACCUCUCUCAGUCACCACAUUCAAAUUACUAAAAAAUCUCAUUCUCACCAGGUGGAAAACUGAAAUAUAUCACACGCCAGUAUUCAUAAUGAAAACUCUUACGCUGGCAAUUGCAGUCUUUUUGGGAAACAGACUAGGUGCAAUCUUAUGCCAAGAUAUAAUGUAG